Penaeus monodon (black tiger shrimp) is the source of this 1080-nucleotide messenger RNA. RefSeq lists its product as uncharacterized. The coding region runs from base 177 to 908 and encodes 243 amino acids. The record is from RefSeq and is a predicted model, not a curated record. The transcript is spliced from 8 exons. NCBI's taxonomy places the organism in Eukaryota, Metazoa, Arthropoda, Malacostraca, Decapoda, Penaeidae.
UUGACCUAGUAGAUCGAGAGGGAAAAAAGCAAACCGGUUUCCGGGGAGAAGCAGCCAGGGAGAAUCCAGCGCGAGUUCGUCGGCCAGUCGCGUCCGAGGCCUCGCCCGCGCGGAACCCGGUGGUCUGGUCGUUGCAGCUCGGCUCCCGCCCUCUUGGUUGCAGGCUCUUCUUCAAAAUGGAGUAUAAAUCGUGCUGUUUUGUGGCGCCGCUGCUGAUCCUGGCGACGGCGCUCGACCUGGCCGCUGGCGGAGGCCGGAUGCCACGCGCCGCCAACAGCACCGCCCACUCUCGGCCCAAGCGACUAAUCUACUUCAACUCCGUGCGGCGCCUGAGAUUCCCGCCCACGAGCUCGCUGAUUUUCACGCCCACCCUCAGCCUCCCCGCCGGCAGGAACCUCCCUACAGGCUACGGAGCUUCGAUGACCAUCUCGAUUCCUUUCAGAAUUAACUUCGAUGACCUCGGUUUGACCUCUGAGGAUAAUCCUUGGGGAUUCAGGUCGUUCAGGAAGAAGAGGGAUGCUUCCGCCCCUCUCUCGGGCAUCAACUGGGCAGGAGGCGACAGGGAAAUGCUGUACCAGGUCAUGGAAGACACUUUGUCCAACAUGGGCAUGAACGGAAGCGCCUGCCUCCUGAGGGCCACUUGCGAGAUGUUUCAGUUUCCCUUCGAGAAGCAUGGCUUCUUCGGGGAGCUUCUCGAGCUCUUUUUCAGCGCCAGCCGGUCCCCCCACGCCGAGAAGCGCCUGCCGGAGUACACGCGGGCGGAGAGGGUCGGGCGCGCGUCAGGAGACUGCUUCGAGUACCAAGCCCACUGCCCUCUCUCCCUCUUCACGAACCCCGGCCAGACCAUGUGGAUCAACAUCAACCCAAAAGAAGCAAGUUUUUACGAGGAAACAAGCAGCUGUCACUGAGGCAGCGCUGACGGAGGCUGGUGACGCAGCAGUAAAUCCUGUGGGAAAUGAAUUUAUUGCAGGGCAUUUUGCGAAACAUUAUGUGUGAUAUUUCCAAUUCCUUUUUCGUUCCUGCACCCGCGAGGAAAAGGAAUAAGUGAUUUAAACCCGUUUUGAUAAAGUAGUACAUUUC